AUGAGGCGGCGCCUGGUGGAGAACACGGAGGUGGAAUGUUAUGACUCUCUCACGGCCUGCCUGUUGCAGUCGGAGCUGGUGAAUUACGAGCGGGUGCGCGAGUACUGCCUCAAGGUGCUGGAGAAGCAGCAGGGCAACUUCAAGGCCACCUACCGCGCUGGCAUCGCCUUCUACCACCUGGGUGACUAUGCACGCGCAUUGCGCUACCUGCAGGAGGCCCGAAGCCGGGAGCCCACAGACACCAAUGUCCUCCGAUACAUCCAGUUGACUCAGCUGAAGAUGAGCCGGUGUAGCCUGCAGCGGGAAGACAGUGGGGCCCGGCCUCGGGACGUCAUUGGCUGA
Messenger RNA from Miniopterus natalensis, 342 nucleotides. NCBI's taxonomy places the organism in Eukaryota, Metazoa, Chordata, Mammalia, Chiroptera, Miniopteridae. The record is from RefSeq and is a predicted model, not a curated record.